Messenger RNA from Plectropomus leopardus (leopard coralgrouper), 8052 nucleotides. The record is from RefSeq and is a predicted model, not a curated record. NCBI's taxonomy places the organism in Eukaryota, Metazoa, Chordata, Actinopteri, Perciformes, Serranidae.
CUGCUCUACGAACGCCUGAUAAAUAGACAAGACUAAUGACAUACAAGUAUUGGGACAGCUUGUUUUUCUGCAAGCAAAGUGAAUAUUUGUCAGCGGAGGCUCGCUAACGUCCCUGCUGUCCCUAUGAGACACCCGGCAUGGCAGAGAGACAGGACAAUGAGGUGGAGGAGGCUGACCAAAUCUACCUGCUGAUGAAGGAGGAGUAUCGGAUCUCUAGGAAUGUGCGUCUGGCAUGGUUCCUUGGUAAACUUAACCAAAUCAUCUGGCCAGCAUCAAAGCCUGAACUGCUGAACUCAGAGAAUGAAUUGGACUUGCUGAGUAUCUUACCUAAAGGAUGGCAGGCAGAUUUCUCCCCCACCAUGCACCCAUACAAGUUGAUGCCGUCCACUCGAGCCACCUUCCUGGCCAGGAGGUACCGCUUCAUCAUCGAGCUGGACCUUAGCCCCUCCACAGGGAUCGUGGAUGACAGCACAGGAGAGAUGAUCUUUGAUGAGGUGUUUCAUGCUCUGUCGAGGUGUCUGGCCGGUCUCGCUCAACCAUUCAAAGUUCCCGGAACUGAUCAACUUUUGAAGCCUAAGAUCUUCAUCACCAUCCUGGCGUAUUCAUCAAUUAUUGGCCUCACUUCCCAUCAGGUUUUGGUCCAGGGCUGUCAGCUUGAUAGAACAGACCUUGUAGAGUUCCUACAUCACAUCUAUCAGCAGCUCCGAGCAGUGGAGAGUAACAUCGCAGAAGUGCUACAUCAGCAGCAUGAACAGUCUGUGGAUUCUGUCCAAAGCUCAGGCCUCCAUAGCAGCAUCCUGGAUGAGCAGUCCCACAGGAAGCAAGGCGUCUCCAUGGUGUCAGCUGAUAUGUGUCUGGUCAGCAUGGUCCGCCAGGGCAUCCUGGCCCUUCAGCUGCUGCCUCCCAACUCCAGUGCUGGUAUCAUUAUAAUCACAGAUGGAGUGACAAGUGUUCCUGAUGUGGCUGUGUGUGAGACCCUCCUGAACCAGCUCAGGAGUGGAACCAUCGCCUGCUCUUUUGUGCAGGUUGGCGGUGCGUACUCCUAUGACUGCAGCUUUGGUUACAUCCCCAAUGUGGAGCUGAUGAAGUUCAUCUCAUUAGCCACCUUUGGAUCAUACCUGCCAAGCUGUCCGGACGUGGACCUCAACAGCCAGGAGAUGAAUACCUACCAAAAGGCCUUCUUAACCUACUCCUUCCUGAACAUCCCCGAGUCUCUCAACUCUGAGUACUUUUGCGUUUCCCAGCACAAACUGUUCAACGAGCACCUGGUGUCGUCCAGUGGUAACCCUGCCCUGGUCAUGAGGAGGAAGAAGCAUGCAGAGAAGGAAGUCCAUGCUCAUUUAAUCAGCGUGGUGUCUGUGCGACUGAGAGAGGGCUACACCAUCAGAGAGAUCAGCCUCACCAAAGGUGGGACUCAGCUGGAGGUGAAGCUAGUGCUGUUAUGGAAACACAACAUGCACAUUGAGUACCUGGCAGCCGCCUCGUGGCCUCUCGACCCUGACAAGAGAACCACCAGAGUGGAGGUGACAAUGGAGGGAAGCUAUGACAUCCUUCAUGACAUCAGCUGCACCCAGAGGAAACCCAUCACCAGCCCGUACCGCACAUCCGUCAUCCGGCGCUUCUGGAACACACUGCAGAGCAUCAACCAGACUGAUCAGAUGCUGGUGCACCUCCAGUCUUUUAAUUCAAUUCCUGAGAACUACAUGAUUCCUGAGAGCACUAAAAAUGGAGUUCCUCUAUUCUACAUCCCGCCCGGCUCCACUACUCCGGUCCUGUCCUUGCAGCACAGCGGAUCCAAAGACUCCUCUCAGUCCCAGUUUGCUUCCUAUUGGAAGCCCAUCCUCUCCAUGGACGCCAACUUCUGGCAGAGAUGGCUGCACAUGCACCGCAUUGCUAUCAUCCUUGAACAUGACAUGCCUGUCCCCAAACACCUGCACACAGCUGGAAACAACGGGCGCUACAGCACCAUUCAGUGUCGGAUCUCCCACUCUGCCCUCACGUCACUGCUGAGGGACUGGAGCAGCUUUGUAUUGGUGGAGGGAUACUCGUACGUGAAACUCAUCUACAGCUCGUUGGACCAGCCCCCCACCUCCUUCUACCUGGUCCGUCUCAUCUCCAAGACUCCCUGCAUGGUUCUCCGUCUAGGCUUCCCUAUUGGGACACCAGCACAUGUUAGAAACAAGAUUGUAGAUGAGCUGCGAGAGCAGAUCCUCAAACUUCGCUUCCCUCAUCGUGUUCAGAGCAAAGAGGCCACACCCAAGACCAAGAGGAAGGUUGUUGGCCAUCCUUCACCAUCCAAAUCCCCCUCUAUCCCUGCUCCCAAACCUGCUCUGUCAGACAGACCCUGUGUGGUAGUGCUCUACAAGCCUCUGGAGAAGCUGCUCAUAAGGUACGAGAAGCUCCCGUUGGACUUCAGAACUCCUUUCAUUUUCAACAUGGAGAACUUUCCUCAGCCCUCAAACAGUUCAGUCCCCCUCAGCAUGGCAGCCAACCGAAUGGCCUCCUCCACCCUGGCCUCCCUGUCCCGGUACUUCCUGCACCAGCGCUGGGUGUGGGCCGUGCACAGCAGCCAAGGACCAGCUGUGGCCAUGCAGGCCGUUGCUCACAUCCUGUCCAUGCUCUCUGAGAUCCGCAUAUCAGAAGGCUUUCACUUUGCUGCCAGUGGAGAGGGCAUUGUUAACAUGGUGAUCGAGCUGCCCAUGAAGGGCAUGUCAGGGGACACACACAGAGAGAGUCACUCCUGUAUCGUUCAAUACAUCCUGUUUCCACCUCACUCCACAUCUACCAAGGACAGCUUCUCCACUGAUGAUGACAAUGACACAGAGGUGGAGGCUGUAGACGUGGACACAGAGCUGAACCUGGUGACGGAGUGCUGGGUAGAACCACAGAGCGGCAUAGUCAUGAACUGCAUGGACCAGCAUCGCCACUUUCAGGGCCUCAAGUACCAGGAGAUCCCUCAAGCAAUCUAUCCAAGGGACCUGGCCUGUAUGUCCACCAUGAUGACCUUUGAGUAUCUGAGUCAACUGUGUCAGAAUAAGGACCAGGUCUGCUCACUGCCAGCUGUACUCAAGGAUGUGAGAGGAGAAGCCCCGCCCUCUGAAGACAGCAUUCACAUGGUUCCUUUCCAGUUUGACCUCAUUCAGCUGCUCCCCAAAUGCCAGCAGGUGGAGAUCUUCUUCCUCACAUUCAGUGCAGCAGCGGAGAGUGACGAGCAGAUGCACAGCUCACCCUGUCUGCCCAAUGAGCUGCUGCUCAGUCUCUUCCACAGCAGCCUGGAGCACGAGCUCAGUGACCGAGAGAUUCCCUUAGCUGACAGCGACCACGCAACCUUCAUGCACCAUAUCAUAGAGCGAGAUCGAGACGGUCACGUUGCUCCUUUCACCUUACCUGUGAUUAAAGAGGAGUGUGUAAAGCCUCCAGACAGACAGGACACCAUGACGUCCUUCCAUACCACUGGAAGCAGCAAAGAGGUGAUGGGAUCUUCCAGCACUUUACAGAGUUUCAGUAAUGCCGACCUUGUGGAUGAAGAACCCUCGCUAGGGGAGAGGAGCAGCUCCAUGCCACAGUGGAGGUGCUAUGCCAAGUACAUCAGCUCCCAGCAGAUUCUCCUCACCUUCCUACCUGCUUCCUUCACAGAUGUUCUGAUGUUGAUGGCGUCAGGGCUGGACACAGAGCCUCAGAGCAAUGUUAGCACGCAGGAGGAUGACACUCUGACUCCCAGCAACAAAUCACAGGCUGACUCCCUGUCUGGCUCCAUCAGUGGGCUGGAGAGGUCUGAGUCAGGCCUCAGUCUGGCCAGUAAAUUGCGGAGGAGCUCCAGCAGCGGACACUUCACCACCAGGUCCCCUAUGCUCUCACCACAGUCCGAGGACCACACUGGAGCGACUGAUUCCCUGACUCUGGACCAGCACAGCUGGGACAGCAGAGUGUCAGAGACAGAGACUGGGACCUCAGGCUCAGAUGUGGGAGAAAAAGAAGGAGUCCAAUUCUCUGAACCACAGAAGGCAGAUUUACACAUCAGCUUCAUCAGGCAGGUCUCCCAGCAGAGUGCCAGUGACAACAGUCAAUUAAAGUGUCCAGUCUAUGUCUACAACUGCUCUCUGGAGCAACUCAAGGAGCAGCUGGUACAUUCCAACUCCAGCCGCCAGCCCAAGGAUAUCUUCUUCAGAGCUCAAGAUGCUGAGUCCUGGGAGAUGAGUCAGCAGAUGACGUUCAGGUCACUGUCUCAGGAACGCAGCAGUCCAUCCCCGUGGUCUGACCUCCUGGCUCAGCCUCACAAACACAAGGAACUGACCAACUACUGCAGCCUGCUGCAAGAGCACUAUCACCAGAGCUACGUCAAAGGUGUGUACCGCAGCCUGCAGCAGUCCUACAACAUCAGCUCCCAGGAUGUCCUGAUGGCCAUGGACUACUGUGAGGAAUCCCUGCAGGAGAUCGACGUCACUUCCUUCCUGCAGACUCUCUGUGGACACAUUAGAGUCUUCAGGGAGCAUGGUGGAACUCCAGGAUGGGGAGGGAAUCCUAAACCCUUAAAGAGCCCUCCCACCUUUAUCAUCGGAGAGGUUGAGGAGGACCGACCUGAUGACAGAGCUGCCGUGGCCUCCUCGUCCAGUGAGGUGGAAAUGGAGGAUGCCAUUGAAGCUGAAUCCAGAGGGAAGUCCUCUGCUCCCACAUCUCCACUGAUCCUGGAGGAGUCCAAGACAACUACAAUCACAGAGUUCCCUCUGACACUUCUUCAAACCCAGCCCAAGUGUGAAAUGUAUCCAGAUCUGCACAACAUCAUCCAGGAUAAAUUCAUGGGGAUUGUGUCUCAGUAUUUCAAACCUGUGGCCUCCAAUCCACACUACUACUUCUACUGCCCACCCUCAUGCAAGAAAGAGGAGGACUCUGAGGCCGACGUGCGAGGGAGGAGGCCGAGUGAGGAGCUGGUGUCAGAAGCUGAGCCAGCUACAGAGGAUGAAAACGUGUCAGGCUGCUGCAUCAUGACAGAGAGCGACACAGAUUUGGUGGUGGAGUACGAGGAGCACCCAGGCACAAAUUCCCAUGGAGAGGGUGAUGACCAGUCCCUGUCAGACUCGAACACUGUCAACCAGGACCAGGACUCCUUUAGCAUUCUGGAUGGGGACUCCCUGCUGGAUCCUGAGGGGCCACAGCUGGACAUGCCGCCGCUGUUUGUUCAUGUUACGUGUUCCGUCAAUAUGAAAAGCUGCCAUGGGUCCAUGCCCAUACAAACACUGCCUACCUGCCUCGGUGAGAUUAUUUCGUGCCUGGAGAAUGCUGAGGCCUUACGCUCCGUGGAUUUGAAUGAGCUCUCAGUCACAUUAGAUAUUUUUGUCCUGACACUACCUCUUGAGAUUGAAGUCAUGGCUGAUUUCCAUCACAACAGGUACGCCUCAGAGAGCAGUGUGUCCCUGAAUCGUUCACCAGGACAGCCCUCGUCCUAUCGCUCUGAUGAGGAGCUGAUGGCAGUGUUGGACAAUCUCAGGGGAGCUGGUGUUGAUGGGGUCUCUGGGGAUCCCUUAUCCAAACUUCCAGUUCUUCACAAGUUAGCAAUUCUGGCCACAAUUGACAAGAUCCGCUGGCUGCUGGAGGAUGAGAUUGUGUCCGCUCUGCGUCACUCUCGGGUCAUCAGCUCGGCCACACUGCAGAAAGUAGCAGAGCAUGUUUUGCGUUCCAGCGGUCGACAGCACUGUCACUGUGAAGAUGUCCCACUUCAGUUUGUCUUCAGGCCAGAGCAGUCUCUGGAAAAAUUCAAAGAGGAGUUCCGCAGAAUCUCUUUCUCUGGCUACGUGUUGAAUGGAGAGCAGGACAGCUUCUACUACAUGUCCCUAAGCAGACUGCACCCUCAUAGGAUCCACGCCACCAAGAGGCUGUCUGAGAGCACCGCAAACCCCCCACAACACCCAGCCUUCUGCAGUACUGGAGCACAGGUGGAGGAGGUGAUGCUGGAGAGUGAAGCAGAGACUCAGAUUGACGACAAGAAGUCCAUCAGUGUUGCUGCUGACCCUCCCAGUGACACAGCUACAGAGGCCAGUGAGCAUGUCAGCAGCUUGAAGCCUGAGGCAGAGGACACUGUCUCUCAGAGCUCAGUUAGCAUGGCGGGGGGCAGAGGUCAGCCCAGUAACCCCCAGCUCCACACUGAGCGCUGCACAGAGCCCACCUCACCUCCGAAGAUGCUGUCCAGUGUCAGCCUGGCCGAGUCCAUGCAGUCAGCCUCUCACGGCUGUGGCAAACUCAGGCCGAGUCGAGUCCAGAGCGUGGUCUCCAGCCAGGGCAGUCUGGACUCAGACAUGCAGGGUUAUGAUGGCGGCAGCAGUGACUCUGACUGUGAGAGCCCCACCCUGGAUGAACAGGAGUGUCAGUCACCACUGAUGCCAGAUUUCUGGCUGAUUGUCAAGAUCCACCAGGAUAGAGUGAAGGUCUACUCCCAUUCCAGGUGCUUUACAGAAGGCAAAGAGGUGAGUGUUGAGGAGCUGGAGAAGAAAGAAGAAGAUCAGGAGCUGCCUGAGUACUUACACUUGCAUCAGAUGGUGGUUAGGAAGAUCGGUGAAAUCUGCAGAAUAGUCAAUCAGCGCAUGCUGCUGCAGGACCUACAUGACAGCCAUGUUUGUAACUCUCUGCUGGUGGCUGAGAGUGAGGAAGACAUAUGGAAGAACGAGUCUCUGUACAGGCAGAGGCUCAACACCUCUGAUGAUUACAGUACAGAGGAGAGCUACCAGGCCAGAGACUAUCUGGCAGCCACCAUGCAGUUCAUCCCUGGACACUUUGCCUGUGAUGUGGUGUGGAGCACCGUCAUCCACAUUCACCCCCGCCUCAAGAUGGGACCCAACAUGGGGGUGUCCAGGGCGAUCCAGGCCCUGCGCUCUGUGCUCAACUCUUUCUGUGUGGUCAACAGGAAGAACAUGUUUGUCUACCAGGAGCGUACAACCAAAUCAGUCUUCUACCUCAGACUUUGUGAAACAUCACUGACAGGGAAAUACUCGGAUGGGGAUGGAAACCUUCACAUGACUCGCUCUAUUGGGCUUGCCAGGAGUCAAGAGCCCCUGCUCUCUGAUGAACUCAUGGGCUCCAGGUCUUCUCUGGACAGCUCUCGGCCAGUUGGACAAGUUGACAAACACAUCCUGCUGCUGGUGCAUGGCGUGGGAAAUGCAGGUCAAGAGAUCACGGAUGAGCUGGUCAAGGUACUGCGCAAGCGCCUGGAUGAGACCACAUUGGACAUCAUCACUGUCAUGCUUGUGAGAAACUGCAAGCUGACCCCUGCUGAUGUUGAGUUCAUCCAGCCAUCCGGAUCUUUGGCCACUGAGGUGAUGAACUUCAGCCUUCCUCAGUACUGUCUCCCCUGGCUGCCAGCUGUGGCUCACUACCUCAGACAGAACCUCCUCAUCUUCCUGCAUGUCCCCAAGUACACCGACAGCAACACAGCACACCACUUCAAGCACUACUGUCAUCUGAGCAGUGACUUAGCCGAAGGUGACAUCUACCUCUACAAUAAACCUGGAGGCCAGGGGACUGGAGGCAAAGGUAAUCACAUCCCCCACCAGGCCUCAGUCCAUGUGUGUGUGUGUGUGCGCGCGUGUGAUUAUUACAUACAAUCUGAGUUACAUCUGCAUUACUAGUCUAAUACUAAGGACUGUGACUAAGACCUCUGGAAGAUCAGAAACCAAUCAGCUCACAGAUUUCACAUCCUUGUUAGUGCUGAAAAGAUUAGUCAACAAAUCAUUUUUAUACAUAAAUAUCCUCAGGGACCCACAAACUGCCACAGCACUACUGAAACUUUACCACCUAUUCACACACUCUCAUUUUUAUUCCUACUUCUCUUAAACUUAAAAGGGGAAACAGACUGCAAUACAAGACCCACACAAGCUGCAGAAAAAAAAUACUUAAAAGCAUGUUGAACCUCUGUAGUUUUUUGUUUUGCUUUACCUCAGUGUUUCUCUAACGUGUUUAAUUUGUUGAAUUGUUUGCCGCACAGUUUGGCUUUUUGUUGUCCUCUUUUCUGCCAGAUGCUGAGAAUUAUUCUUGUCCACCUGUUGUUUUCUAAAUGCUAACUUU